Ochotona curzoniae (black-lipped pika) is the source of this 903-nucleotide messenger RNA. RefSeq names its product UDP-glucuronosyltransferase 1A4-like. The transcript has a single exon. The record is from RefSeq and is a predicted model, not a curated record. Gene Ontology annotation, molecular function: UDP-glycosyltransferase activity. Lineage: Eukaryota; Metazoa; Chordata; Mammalia; Lagomorpha; Ochotonidae. Bases 1 to 903 code for a protein of 300 amino acids.
AUGGUGCUGCUAUUGCAGAACCCCCUGCUGGGACUGGUGGGGAUGCUGUUCUGGCUGUGUGUUCUGCCCUGGGCUAAGGGUGGCAAGGUGCUUGUGGUACCCAUGGAUGGAAGCCACUGGCUCAGCAUGCUGAAAGUUGUGCGGGAACUCCACGCCCGAGGUCACCAAGCUGUGGUCCUUGCACCAGAAGUGAAUCUGCACAUCAAAGAAGAGGACUUCUUCACUCUGCAAACCUUCCCUACUUCUUACUCCCAAGAGGAAUUUGACAAUGAUUUCCAACGUCACAAUCAAAUGCUCUUCAAAACGCAACAUUUUCUGAAGACAUUAUUGGAAACUCUCGCAAACUUAAAACGUGGUUCUGAGUUGUAUUAUGAGACCUGCUCAGAGAUGUUGCACAAUACAGCCCUGAUCAGACAUUUGAAUGAGAGUUCCUUCGAUGUGGUUCUAACUGACCCUGUCUUCCCCUGCGGGGGACUGCUGGCUAAGUACCUGUCGAUUCCUGCUGUGUUCUUUUUGCGCGCUGUUCCUUGUGAUCUGGACUUUGAGGCCACAAAGUGUCCCAAUCCCUCCUCAUAUAUACCCAAGCUCAUGACAAUGAACUCAGACCACAUGACCUUCCUGCAAAGGGUCAAGAACAUGCUCUACCCUCUGGGCCUCAAGUCCAUUUGUCACAUGUCUUAUGAUCCUUAUGCAAGCCUUGCAUCUGAGCUUUUUCAGAGAGAUGUGUCCUUGAUGGACAUCCUCAGCCAUGGUUCUGUGUGGCUGUUUCGAGGAGACUUUGUGCUGGACUACCCUAGGCCCAUCAUGCCCAACAUGGUCUUCAUUGGGGGCAUCAACUGUGCCAACAGGAAGCCACUCUCUCAGGUAGUAUUGCUGCCUUUCUCCUGUUGGUGCUACAGCUAG